AUGACGAUGCAAGACUCAAUUGGUGUUCCUGCUUGCUUUUCCACAGCGGAGAAGCUAGGCGAUGAUCAUAGCGCAGGCGUGACGCGUUCUGGUCAGAGUGUUUACAUGUCAGUAUACAGAACAAAGGUAGCUGAUCACUGCCGUUUGGUAACCAUCACAUGGUGCAAGAAUCUGUUACUUCACGGGCUUUCGAUAUCGGUGGAAGGUCCAGAAGGAGAAGCUCAAUAUUCUUGCAAGGUUGAACUAAAGCCGUGGUAUUUUUGGAGAAAACAAGGUUCAAAAAGGUUUAUAGUGGAUGGUAAUAGAGCUGUUGAUAUUUUCUGGGACCUUAAAGCUGCUAAAUUCAAUGGCGAAACAGAACCAACUUCGGAGUACUAUGUAGCUGUUGUUUGUGAUGAAGAGGUUGUUCUUCUUCUUGGUGAUCUUAAGAAAGAUGCUUAUAGAAGAACUGGGUGUAGACCGGCUCUUAUUGAUCCUAUAUUGGUUUCGAAAAAAGAACAUAUUUUCGGAAAGAAGAGAUUCUCAACUAGAGCUAAGUUUCAUGAGAAGGGUAAGUGGCAUGAGAUUUCAAUUGAAUGCAAGAACCGAGGAAAUGGAAAUGGAGAUUCUGUUGUUGGAUCGGUGCAGCCAGAGAUGGAGAUAAGAAUUGAUGGACAUUUGGUGAUUCAUGUGAAGCAUUUGCAGUGGAAGUUUAGAGGUAAUGAAUCAGUUCAUCUUAGUAAAAUGCGAAUCGAAGUUUAUUGGGAUGUUCAUGAUUGGUUAUUUAGUCCUGGUUUAAAACAUGCUUUGUUUAUUUUUAAGCCAAUUUUAUCAUCAACUAUUUCAUCUUGUUCAUCUUCUCCACUCUCAAUUCAAGCUAGGAGUGUUGAAUCUGUGGAAGGGUUUAGUGUUAGUGGUUCAUCAGAGUUUUCUUUGUUUCUUUAUGCUUGGAAAGUUGAAUGA
Lathyrus sativus (Indian pea) is the source of this 942-nucleotide messenger RNA. The record is from the annotation of a GenBank genome assembly. NCBI's taxonomy places the organism in Eukaryota, Viridiplantae, Streptophyta, Magnoliopsida, Fabales, Fabaceae.